CUGUAUCGGGGUGUGGCUAGAGAUGACUGCAGUGUCGGGCAUUGACCAAACAUAGUACUCAGUCACAAGCUCAUAGCGAAACGAGGAACAGCGGAGUCUAAGUGCAGGAUGUGACAUAAGCUCUUCUUCUUCUUGUCUUGUCAUUCUCGGAGUUUGUUUUUUCUCUCUCUCCCUCUUUAUUCGGAGCCGAGUUAACUUGCGCGUGUGACUGCGGAGUUUUGUCAUCAUGCGGGGACUACCUGCCGCGAUCCUCCUGCUGUCGUUGCUUAAAGUGUCGGUGUGUAUUCAGGUGAUUGUUCCUCAGCAGGAGCGCAGCACAGCUCUGUUUGCCUCAGUGAUCCUCCGUUGUGACUUCUCCACCUCCGCAAACCUUCAAGAUGUUCUGCUCACCUGGAGGUACAAGUCCUUCUGCAAGGACCCUGUGCUGGAGUACUACUCCACGGCAUACCAGUCCGCACUGCAGUUAGGACAGGACCCAUCGAAUGACUGUCCAGAUCGUCAGCGGACAGUGCGCACUGUGAUCCAGAAGAGAGGAAGCAACGAGCCGAUCCUGGGAGCAGAUUACCGUGAGCGCAAGAUCAGCAUCCAAAACAAGGCUGACCUGGUGAUCAAUGAGGUGAUGUGGUGGGACAACGGGGUGUACUUCUGCUCUGUGGAUGCUGCUGGAGACACCACCGGAGACUCUGACAAGGAAAUCAAACUCAUUGUUUACCACUGGCUAACCGUGUUGUUCAUCGUCAUCGGAGCCCUCCUUCUCAUCAUCCUUUUCGGUGUCUGCUGCUGCCAGUGCUGCCCUCAGAGGUGCUGCUGCUAUGUUCGCUGUCCCUGCUGCCCACAGCAAUGCUGCUGCCCUGAGAAAGCGGUGAUGCAGCAUCGUAUGAUGAAGGAAGCUCAGAGAGCCAUGGCUCCCUGGUUAGGAGGACAGCCAGUAUAUGGACCAAUUAGUCACGCCUCCUCCCAGAUGAACCCACUGCUCUACUCAGGAUCUGUUUCGGGCAAGAGCAUCCCUAUGCAGCCCAUGCCCCUCCCCCCUCCUCCUCAUUCUUCAUCUUACGGUAUGCCCCCUCCCAGUAUCCAGGGCAAUCACACCCCUGCCAAUACUAAUCAUAUGCUUGAUUACCUGGAGAGCCAGGUGAGGGGGAUGGAUGUGACCAGUCCUCUGCUGCAGUCUCAGUCGCCUCCACCCCAGCACAUGCAGCAGAUCCCACCUCCCCAGCACAUGCCCACUACCAUUCCAUUUUCACCUGGCCCCCCCAGCAUGAUAUCUGCCCUCGAUGAUGGCCCAAUAGAGCGUCGCAUCAUCACACUUCCACCAAUAAGAGAGCAGCAGCCGGGUAGAAUCCCACCCCCUGGACCCAAGACUCGCCCCCCGAGCUCGAGCGAGAGCAGCCGCAGCGGCUUUGGCCAUCAUGGCGAGCGUGGAGUGGCGGGGAGGCGUUACCCCUCACCCCCUCGAUCUAGAGGCAUUCCCAGGAGCUACAGUGAGGAGGAGCUGGACGGCCGGAGUCGCGGCGGUGCACGAGGAGGCAUGGACCGGCCCCGCUCCCGUUCCAGGGAUGACCUGUUUGACAGCAGGUCCAGAGGAAACUACUCUCCCCCAGCAUCACGGCGCUUGAGAGGAGGGUCCUGGAGCUCGGAUGACGAGGGCAGCAGCAGGAGAGGAGGAGCAGGAGGAGGGAGGAGAGGAGGUGGAGGUUGGGCAGACAAACCUCCCAGCUACUCUGAGUAUGAACCUGGACAGAAACCAGGAGCACGGAGGAAUGGACGCUACUCCGACAAGAGUUCUCGCAGUGGCACCAGCGUCGUCAUCUGAGGCCCCCAGCUGUGAAACGCCCUGCGGCCUCUGUGUCAGAGAUCAUGCACACCUCACUAGAACUGAAAACCGUAUUGCCUGGCUGCUGGUAGACUUUUAAAUUACACCAUUUUAUGUAUUUAAAUAAAACAUGAACUGAGCUGUUUUUAUAAGUGAGAGGCCAGCAGAAGAGAUUCAGAAAAUGUGAGCUUGUAGGUGGUAAAGCAAAUGUUUUAUGUCAGUGAAGAAACCUGUUGACCGGUCGACUAUAAGUUUUUGUUUUUUUUUUAAGGUAUUGCUCUCUAAGAAAAUGUGUCUUAACUGUGAGUACUGAACAGAUUUUGGGAUAAUAUUUUCCUCUGCUCGUUAACCCUUCUCAAUAACAUUCAGGGGAGACUGGGAAUAAAAACCUGUUGUUAGAUUAUUUUUAUAUUUGUCUUUUAAAAUUGAAGAUUCUCCUCUUAAACGCUUUUUUUUUUUUUUUUGGCAGUAAUACUUUAUUUUGAUGAAGCCAUAAAAUACAACCAAGUGUGUAAGAAAUAACUCUCAGGGCCAGUGAAUAAGCACAUUAGAGUUGUUCUGAACUAUUUAAACCCAUAUAAAUAUGAACAGACUCUUGUGAAUGCUGAAAUUGUAAAUAGUUAUUUUUCACCUCCUGCAUAUGUUGAAGUGACUACAGUGUAUUAGUGCUACUAAUGUUUUGAAGGUUAAGGUGGCUGUUAGCAUUAGCAUCUGUUCAAAUAAUGAUAGCGGUUUUUAAACUUUUGCAUAUAGGAUGAAUGAAUUAUCUACAUAGAAGUCAAAAACUUGUUGUUUUAUAAAUUCUGGCUGUCAGCACAAUGUGAAAAUGUAAUAUUGUGGGGGUUUUUUCAGUGUACUUUUUUAAAAACUUGCCUGGUUUCAUUUUUCAGCCUUUUGCUUGUAUCAUGCUCCACACUAGCAGAACAUCAGUUUCACAGGGGAUUUUAGUUCUGACUUGCUUGAUAUUCCAUUGACGCUUUAAGCCUUGUUUUCACAUUUUUACACUUGUACAGUCAGUUUGUGUUGAUUAAUAAUAUUGAUAAUAAACACUGUACCUUUUGGGUAUAA
Messenger RNA from Scatophagus argus, 2881 nucleotides. RefSeq names its product immunoglobulin-like domain-containing receptor 1. Gene Ontology annotation, molecular function: high-density lipoprotein particle receptor activity. The transcript has 9 exons. Lineage: Eukaryota; Metazoa; Chordata; Actinopteri; Scatophagidae. The coding region runs from base 227 to 1813 and encodes 528 amino acids. The record is from RefSeq and is a predicted model, not a curated record. Gene Ontology annotation, cellular component: plasma membrane.